GUCGCAAACCACGAACAGCAGCAAACGACGACAACGAGACGAGCGACGGGGCCAGCGAGCGACGAAGCAACGCCGACACAGCAGCACCAGCAGCACCAGCACCACUAGCACCAGCGGUACAUUCACACAACUCCAGCAGCAGCAACAGCAACAGCGCCGGUACACCCACCGACAAUGACGACUGUGGCCCACGAUCCGUCAGCGCAGGAGACGCUGCGAGCAACAUCUGCUGGUGAAGACAGGAGCGAGGAUGUGGAGGGCGUGACCAAGAGACUGGACCAGACUGUGGUGCUGUCCAGUCCAAACCAGAAGGUGGAGAGCAGCGCGCACGCUGAUGAUGAUGCUGGCGAUGAGGGUUGCGUUGCGGCGCUGAGACGCAAGCGCAGCUCUGUUGCCAGCGACGACUUGCCAGCGCCGUUUCUCCGUGUCCGCAGCAUCGAGGAGGUGGCGGCGAAGAAGAAAGUCCUCUUGCACGACGUCGACGCUGGCGCCCCGUGCCUGUCGUGUUCCGAUUGUCCAGGCUUUCAGUUGCACGUGUGGCGAAAGAUCUGCACGCACUGCCGGUGUCCGUGGGAGAACCACGACAUCUUUCAUGAGGACGACAACGAAAAGGAGACGACUGUCAUCUACAAUGAGCAAGGGCAGUCCACGCGCCAACAGGCACUCCAGUCCCUCAAGACACACCUGAAGCAGCUGAGCCACACGCAGAAUCCGGUGCAGGACAAGGAAGCGCAUAUGUGCACGAGCAUCUGCGAUGAUGAGACGCUCUUCAAGUUUUCGCGCCUGAAUUCCCGACGCAUGCGCGAUCAGCGCGACUCCAACGUCUUCCCCGCGCACACUCACACCCUGACUGGGCCGUGCGCGUGCUGCCAUCAGGAUAUCAAACCUUCAGACACGGCGACGGUUGCGCAAGUGAAAACAGGCGAGGAGCAAUUUCACUUCAACUGUUUCGUGUGCAAGCAGUGUCGCGAGCCCAUUGUAGGCCCAGGGUUCUAUGCCUAUCGAUUGCGUCAUCGCCAGGGCGUGGAUGACGAGCUGCAGUUGUGUGCGCGCUGCCAUGCAGAAAAGUAUCUCCCCCGCUGCGCAGGCUGCGACGAGUUGAUCUUUGAUCCAUACUUUACGCAAGCGGAGCACAGAAAUUGGCACCAGGAGCACUUCUGCUGCCACCUCUGCGACGUUCACCUUGGCGGCAGUCAGUAUACGAAAACGGACAGCGGUGAGCCCGUGUGUAUUGCGUGCUACAACACCAAGCUUGCUCCCAUGUGCCACGCCUGCAGCAAACCCAUCCACACUGACCAGAUGCUGCUCGAGAUUGGCGAUCGAAGUUUCCACGGCGAUCCUGCAUGCUUCCACUGUGUAACUUGUGGAGAUCAUCUGUACUCAGAGGAAAAGGGUGGAAAUGGCGUUUUGCUCAACGAUCGCCUCUACUGCAGAAAACACGCGGCAGAGGCAACAGAGGCGCUGACGGUUCGCUGUUUCGUCUGCAGCCAGGAAAUCACAGAGAACCACAUCAAGCGUACCGCCUGGAUCAUCUGCAGCAUUUGGUACGCGGUCAUGAGCCGCGGGCGCGAGUGGAACCCAAGCGGAUCAGCGAGACUGCGCUCCAGGGCCUGA
Molecule: messenger RNA, 1614 nt
Organism: Salpingoeca rosetta
Lineage: Eukaryota; Choanoflagellata; Craspedida; Salpingoecidae
Exons: 11
Coding region: 175-1614 (479 amino acids)
Source: RefSeq, a predicted model, not a curated record